Nymphaea colorata (pocket water lily) is the source of this 2677-nucleotide messenger RNA. RefSeq names its product inorganic pyrophosphatase TTM2-like. NCBI's taxonomy places the organism in Eukaryota, Viridiplantae, Streptophyta, Magnoliopsida, Nymphaeales, Nymphaeaceae. The record is from RefSeq and is a predicted model, not a curated record. Gene Ontology annotation, molecular function: ATP binding; kinase activity. Gene Ontology annotation, cellular component: cytoplasm. The transcript has 12 exons. Bases 142 to 2103 code for a protein of 653 amino acids.
CCUCAGCGAAAGAUUGCCUCCUAACGCGACGGAGGAUCUCUCUCAACCUCUCUCUCUCUCAACCUUUCUCUGUCUUUCGCUCUGGUUCUUCAUUGACCCCAUCUUUAGAGGAAGAAAGAGGGAAAACCAUCACACUUAAAAAUGGGAGAAGACAACAUCAGUGCCAACUCACCUCAGCGAAGGUCGGGUUUGUUAAGAGAUCAAGUGCAGUUGGUAAAGAAGACAGAUAAUGAUCGUUAUGAGAUAGUUCCAAUAGCAGGUCAACUCUCAUUUGAGAAAGGAUUCUUCAUUGUGAUCCGUGCAUGCCAGUUAUUGGCUCAGAAGAACGACGGUCUUGUGCUAGUAGGAGUUGCUGGACCAUCUGGAUCUGGGAAAACUGUUUUCACUGAGAAAGUUCUUAAUUUUAUGCCCAGCAUUGUGGUUAUAUCAAUGGACAAUUAUAAUGAUGCCAGUCGUAUCAUUGAUGGAAACUUUGAUGAUCCACGAUUGAUAGAUUAUGAUACUUUGCUUGAUAACAUCAAUGGUCUCAAGCAAGGCAAGUCUGUUCAAGUACCAGUUUAUGAUUUCAAAUUGAGUUGUCGAACAGGGUACAGGACCAUUGAAGUUCCAACAUCUCGUGUGGUGAUUAUAGAAGGCAUCUAUGCUUUAAGUGAAAAGAUGCGUCCUCUCCUUGAUCUUCAAGUGUCAAUUACAGGUGGUGUGCACUUUGAUCUGGUGAAGAGGGUUCUGCGGGACAUACAACGAGCUGGCCAAGAGCCAGAAGAAAUAAUCCAUCAGAUUUCUGAAACGGUCUAUCCAAUGUACAAAGCUUUUAUCGAGCCCGAUCUUCAAGCUGCUCAUAUAAAAAUAAUCAAUAAGUUCAAUCCUUUCACAGGAUUCCAAAAUCCUACUUAUAUACUGAAGUCACGUAAGACUUUGACAGUGGAACAAGUAAAGGCGGUCAUGCAGCAUGAACAUAAGGAAACCAUGGAAGAGACAUAUGAUAUUUAUCUUCUUCCUCCAGGUGAAGACCCAGAAGCUUGCCAAUCAUACCUGAGGAUGCGAAAUAGGGAUGGAAAAUACAGUCUGAUGUUUGAGGAGUGGGUGACUGAUAGUCCAUUCGUCAUCUCUCCCAGAAUCACUUUUGAAGGAAGUGUACGCCUUCUUGGUGGACUGAUGGCUUUGGGGUACACUAUUGCUGCUAUUCUGAAAAGAAACAGCCAUGUUUUUUCUGAUGAUCGGGUCAUUGUAAAAAUUGAUUGGCUUGAACAACUUAACCGCCAGUACAUUCAAGUGCAAGGAAGAGAACGUCUAAUUGUAAGAGAUGUUGCAAAGCAACUGGACUUAGAAGGCUCUUAUGUUCCACGUACGUAUAUUGAGCAGAUUCAACUGGAAAAGCUUGUGGAUGAAGUUAUGGCCUUACCAGAUGAUUUAAAAACAAAGUUCAGCAUUAACGAGGGUGUACUCUCAAGCCCAAAAGCACUGUUAAGGGUUUCUGCUGAUAUGGUGGCCACGAGGAAAAAUCUCAAAAGCAUAAUGUCCCACUCAUUUUCCACACGUAGAGACAAAAACCUGGCAAACUUAACGAAACUUGCGGUUAGCACUAAACGAUUUGAUGGUCGUGGCACCGACUCAUCUGCACCUGUAUUCGGAAACCAGGAAAUCACUUCUCAGCUUUCAGAACAGAUGUCAACCCUCAAUGAGAGAAUGGAUGAUUUGACAUCGAAAAUAGAGGAACUAAACGCCAAAUUAACCACCAAAAAUGUUUCUGCCUGCCAACAGAACCUUGGUUUACAAGUAGAAGCCUGCAGUGGUUCUCCUUACUUGUCUGCCUCUGGAAAUUGUGGAUUACAUAACUUAUCAUCCACUUCCCAAAUUCUGAAGGAAUCUUCUCUCAUGGAAGAGAUCACUGUGGUUGGGAGAGGCCAGCGUCAAAUCAUGCAUCAGUUAGAUAAUCUCAGUAGCUUCCUCCAUGAAAAUACGAGACCUAAAGCCCAUAAGAAACAAGUUGACAGGAGCCACAGAAGAACUUCUGGCCGUUUUGGGAGACCGUUGAUCAUUUUAUUGAUCGUUGGCGGCAUCAGCGCAAUGCUCUUCAGAAGCCGUCAGAGAGUGAACCUUUAGCAGCUGCCCUUCUCUUUUGGGCUUCCUCCAUAUAUUCAUUCCUUAUGGAACAAUAUCUAACCGUACUUUAUAGCUAUUGAAAAUUCCAUCCCUAUCUUUUUGAGCAUUUCGAAUUAGUUUUGAGGGAAAUUACACUGAAACUAUUAAAAGGAAUAAACAAAAGACUGAGUUAAAUAAAAUGACACAUAUUUUCAAACCAUUCUGCUGGCUACACAGCUGUAAUAAGCUGAAAAUGUAUGAUUACCAAGUCAGCAGAAUGUAUGACUACAAUGUGUUCUUUUUUUUUUUUAUAAAAAAAAAGUUAAACAGAUUAAAGCAAACAAGGGAUGGAUUUGUCUUAAAAAUGCAAAUACGAAAGAUAGCUUCGUCAAUUCUCUACAGGGGAUGAAAAUUGAUAAAGAUUCCUUUUCCUUUAAGCAGAUCUCAAUUUUGUCUUCCUGUUACUUUUUUCUUUUUUGGAAAAUUAUUCAUUUAAUCUGAUAGCAAGGAAGGUAUGUACAGGAUGAUGACAGUGAUGAAAAAAAAUAUAGUCUAUGAGAUGGAAUGUAUAUUCUGGCAAUUACAUCCUAAUAGA